Molecule: messenger RNA, 912 nt
Organism: Cryphonectria parasitica EP155
Lineage: Eukaryota; Fungi; Ascomycota; Sordariomycetes; Diaporthales; Cryphonectriaceae
Product: helix loop helix transcription factor
Exons: 2
Coding region: 1-912 (303 amino acids)
Cellular component (GO): nucleus
Molecular function (GO): DNA-binding transcription factor activity; protein dimerization activity
Source: RefSeq, a predicted model, not a curated record
AUGGCACAAGUGGCGGUGGCGAACUCUGAGCCCAACCUAGCAGCCCUCACAGAUUCGCCGCCUCAGAAGAGAAAACGACUCGGAGAGUCCUCUCCCUCAGAUCUUCGCCAUCCCAAACGGAACACCAUGGGAAGUCCAGACCCCACAGAUGAAUAUGGCAGUGCCAUCGACACUGCGCAAGCUGCCGCAGCUGGCGUAAAUGUGUCUGAUUUCAACGCCCUCCAGCAGGCCGCAGCUGGCGCAGACCACAGCGAUGCGACUGAUCCAGCAAACGCAUCGAGUACUGCAGCUGCGGCCCUGGUCUACCCUACGAUUCACGCACCUCAGCCCUCGGAGGAGAACUUUGCUGCUCAGCUGGCAGUAGAGGAACGACACCACGAGAUACCGCACUACGGUCACGAUCAAGACACCCUCCACUUGGACCACCCGGUCUUAGCACCAGCUGUAGGCGGUCAGCAUAAUGGCGUGAUGCGGCAAGACAUUCCUGGAGUCCACCGUUACUCUACCCCCAAGCCCGCUGUUGGCUCUGAGGAGUGGCACAAAAUGCGAAAGGACAACCACAAGGAAGUCGAACGCCGCCGUCGUGAGACCAUCAACGAGGGCAUCAACGAGCUGGCAAAGAUCGUGCCUGGAUGCGAAAAGAACAAGGGCUCCAUUCUGCAGAAUGCUGUUCGUUACAUCACCAAGUUAAAGGAGGACGAGCAACAGGCGAUCGAAAAGUGGACACUGGAGAAGCUCCUCACCGAGCAGGCCAUCUCCGAGCUUAGCACUUCCAACGAUAAGCUCAAGGCUGAGUGUGAUCGGACCUACCGCGAGCUCGAGGCGUGGAAGCGAGUCGCUGAGUCGCACGGCCUCUCCAUCGACGAGGGACACCACAUGAAUGGCGGCCCCGACAUGGGCGACGCCAAGUAA